Molecule: messenger RNA, 1653 nt
Organism: Microsporum canis CBS 113480
Lineage: Eukaryota; Fungi; Ascomycota; Eurotiomycetes; Onygenales; Arthrodermataceae
Product: U3 small nucleolar RNA-associated protein 15
Exons: 1
Coding region: 22-1653 (543 amino acids)
Biological process (GO): positive regulation of transcription by RNA polymerase I; rRNA processing
Cellular component (GO): nucleolus
Molecular function (GO): protein binding
Source: RefSeq, a predicted model, not a curated record
UGACUAAUAAUUGUCUUUACAAUGGCUGCGCCAGUUCUCCCCUUGCCGCAGGUGAAGCUGCCCACCACUCCCACCACCCGACUCACCCCAGAACAGCUAUACUGGAGGUCGUUCAAGUCUCUCUUGCUCCUCUCCUCCCCCUCCAACACGCCUAUAACACACAUCUCCCAGCCACUUGCGCCGACGUCUUCUUCCUUACCCGCUGCAAUUCAACCUCCAGACAUCUUCACCGUAACCACCGGCGCGCGAGUCCAGAUAUAUUCCAUCCGAACUCGCAAGCUACUCAAGACCAUCACACGCUUUGAUGACAACACACGCUGCUCGGAUGUGCGGUUUGACGGCCGUGUUCUGGUUGCCGGAGAUGAGACUGGUGCCGUACAGGUAUUCGACGUCAACUCAAGGUCUAUACUGCGGACAUGGAAGGAACACAAGCAGCCAACAUGGGUAGCCAAAUUUUCGCCUUCUUGUGCUACAGAUCUGUUGACUGCCAGUGACGACCGGACUGUUCGACUGUGGGAUUUGCCUAGUGAGAAGAGUGUGAGGAGUUUUGCUGGACAUUCAGACUACGUUCGAAGCGGCACGUUUAUGCCUGGAGCUCAGUCGUCGAACUUGGUUAUCUCUGGCAGUUACGAUCAGACCGUCAGGCUAUGGGACACCAGGGCGGAAGGCCGGGCGGUGAUGACGUUCAAGCUGCCUGCGCCGAUAGAGAGCGUGCAGCCCAUGCCUCUGGGCACGACGGUUCUGGCCUCUGCAGACAACCAGGUUGCCGUCCUGGAUGUUGUUGCCGGAAAGCCUCUACACAUGAUCAACAGCCACCAAAAGACCGUCACCUGUCUGUCAGUAGCUUCUCACGGAAGCAGAGUCGUCAGUGGCUCGCUCGACGGCCACAUGAAGGUCUUCGAGACGACCGGCUGGAAUGUUGUUGGAGGGUCCAAAUACCCAUCUCCUAUCCUAUCCUUGGGCGUCGUCAGCUCGGGACCCCAGAGAGAGGACAGACAUAUCGUGGUAGGCAUGCAAUCCGGCGUUCUCUCGAUCCGCACACGGCUCUCAGGAGAACAAAAGGUCCGUGAACGAGAACGGGAACGAGAGAUGAAAGCUCUCCUUGAAGGAAAACUAGAAGAGCACGACCGUCAAGUUGCAAAGAAGAACAAGCAGAAGGCUCGUGGACAAGGCUGGGAGAAACGGCUGCGUGGAAUGGACUUUGUCGGUGAAGGGAUCGAUAUCGUCAUUGACCCCGACCAGGGGGGAAAGAAAAAACGUAAGCGUGAAAGUGCAUGGGAAAAUGACCUGCGCAAGGGCAGAUACAGCAGUUCGCUAGACAGAGUACUCGAGACGGGCGAUAAGAUCACUAUCAUCACAUUGCUCACUGCAUUACGACACCGGGCCGCUUUACGCACCGCCUUGGCUGGUCGAGAUGAAACAACCCUGCAACCCAUCCUAAAAUGGGUAUAUAAAGCCAUUCCUGACCCACGACUGGUCGACUUGAGUGUUGAAGUGUCUAUGAAUAUUUUGGACAUAUAUUCUGCGCAUCUCGGGCAGUCAGUGCACAUCGAUAACAUGGUGCAUAAGCUACAUCGACGGGUAGAGGAGGAGGUUGAUCGAGCCCAGCAGGCAUGGCAGACAAGAGGAAUGUUAGAUAUGCUGAAAGCGUGA